AUGUCUUCCCCGACAAAGGAGCAGACCGAAAAGGUCGACAAGAGCACGCCUCCGGCCUCGCCAUCAGGUGCUCCGAAGUCUGGCUCGCCUCCGCCGUCCUACGAUGUCGCCAAAGCCUCCCCAAACGCAAGGUCCUCGCCUUCCCCCGCGGAGACACCUGCCGUUCCCGAAAGCGGAGUCGAUAAAGAGGCAGUGAAGGAGCUGUCCGCGAUGUUCCCAAUCAUCGACGCGGGUGUCAUCGAGGCUGUGCUCGAGAGCACGGGCUCGAAGGACGCUGCCGCCGAACACCUCCUUGGCAUGACGGACCCUUCCUUCGUGCCCGAUGCGGCGCUGAGUGAAAGGGAGAGGCAGGCUAGCCUUGACGCCGACUUUGCGCAAGCGUUGCACUUCCAGGACAGGCAAGACCACGCCGACCGCUUCCCCCCUCCGCCGCGGGCGCCUCCAUACCAAGGGCGCGGUGCGCAGGCCCGCGCCGCUGACGCCUCGCGCCGCGUGCGUGACACGCUUGCGGCCCGCCUCGACCGCGACGAGAAGCCGUUUGACCCGGCGACCUACGUGCCGCCGUAUCAGCCGCGUGUCCGCAAGCCGCGCGCACCCCGUCACGGCCCAUCGCCCUACGAUGGGGACUAUGCCCGCGCACACGAGCUGCAGCAGAAGUACGGCGAGGAGGAUGUGCAGUUCACCGAGUUGGAAAAGAAAGUCCUCCACAUUGCCGAGCAGGGCAAGCAGACCUUCAGCUCGCUGAUCAACCGUGCGAAGGCCAAGUACGACGAAUUCUCCGACCAGCGCGACCAUGGGCAGAAUCCCGAGUCUUCUACAGCUCGCACUGGCGGAUUGUGGGGAGUGCCAAGGCCACACGAUCCGCAUGCUGCCUACGCUGGCGCGACCAAGCCCGCCCGCUGGUCCCCUUCUGAGCUGGAUGAUGUCGAGGACGCGCAGCCUCUCUCGCCGCGCGCAGUCAGCGGGAAGAUCUCGCCGCCACGCAGCGGCAACAACAGUGGCACCGCCAGUCCAGCCAGCCCCAGCGGUCGUCCCAGCUCUCCUGGCAAGAUCGAUCUCGGUGAGUCUCACUCUUGUGCUGGCACCGCCAAGGCUCAUGUGGAGGCACACGCCUGCUAG
Molecule: messenger RNA, 1119 nt
Organism: Trichosporon asahii var. asahii CBS 2479
Lineage: Eukaryota; Fungi; Basidiomycota; Tremellomycetes; Trichosporonales; Trichosporonaceae
Exons: 2
Coding region: 1-1119 (372 amino acids)
Biological process (GO): ubiquitin-dependent protein catabolic process
Cellular component (GO): cytoplasm
Molecular function (GO): ubiquitin conjugating enzyme binding; ubiquitin binding
Source: RefSeq, a predicted model, not a curated record